Molecule: messenger RNA, 911 nt
Organism: Caenorhabditis angaria
Lineage: Eukaryota; Metazoa; Nematoda; Chromadorea; Rhabditida; Rhabditidae
Source: the annotation of a GenBank genome assembly
AUGUUAGGAACAAAUGUUGGAAAAAAGGUUACAGCAAAUUUAGUUCAGGAUCAAUAUAAUGCAUUUCUCAAAAACAAAGAUCACAAGGUGAGUAGAUGUUUGCGAAACCACAUUCAUUUAUCCGGAUUGUUUUUGCAGAAUGUUGUCAAAAAACCACAAAUGACUGCGGAGGAGCGGAAAAUGGCGAAACGGGAGGAAAUGCGGAAACGCGGGAUUAUGGUGAAGGCGGAUGAUAAAGAUGAGGCGCCGACGAUUAUUGAGAAAGGGGAUGACGAAUUUGUUGUAGAAGUGAAAUUGGAAAUUGAGGAAGCGGAAUAUUCGAAUUUUGAAGUCAAAAUGGAAAUUGAGGAAAAUGAAGAAGCUGAAUAUCCGGGAAUUUUGAAAAAAGUGAGUUUUUUGAGCUGAAAAUUCGUGAUUUUCAGAUUUUUUGGGUCUAGAAAAUGUAAAAUUAUCUGAAAAUUCGAAAAUUUUAGAUUUUCAUUUCAAAAUUCAAAAUUUUUAUUUAAAAAUUUGAAAUUUCAAAUUUUUUAGAUCUAGAAAAUGUAAAAUUAUCCGGAAAUUUAAAAUUUCCCAAAUUUUUAUUACUUAUUUUUACCCGAAAAACUUGUUGGCUCAAAUUUCAUGCUUUUUUAGGGUAUAGAUAACUCUGAAAAUCUCAAAAAAAAUCUGAAAAUUUUCCAGAAAUUGCUCCAAAUACACCAGAAGAAGCUGAAAAUGAUUCAGAUUCUGAUGAAAAUCCAGAAGAUGCUGAAAUUGGGCUGAAAAUUGACGAAUUGAGAGGUAUUUUUGAGAAAAAAAAAUGAAAAUCUGGGAUUUUUGCUGAAAAAACAAUAAUUUCAAUUCCAGUUCCAAAAAUCGAAGAAGAAUCACCAGAAGCUGCUCCAAAGUCCAGCAAAUUCAGAAUUAAAUGA